Molecule: messenger RNA, 2508 nt
Organism: Dioszegia hungarica
Lineage: Eukaryota; Fungi; Basidiomycota; Tremellomycetes; Tremellales; Bulleribasidiaceae
Product: histidinol dehydrogenase
Exons: 4
Coding region: 1-2508 (835 amino acids)
Biological process (GO): L-histidine biosynthetic process
Cellular component (GO): cytoplasm
Molecular function (GO): metal ion binding; phosphoribosyl-AMP cyclohydrolase activity; histidinol dehydrogenase activity
Source: RefSeq, a predicted model, not a curated record
AUGGCACCCUUCAUCCCCCUCAUCGACCCUUCCUCGCCCCCGCUCAUCGCUUCUUUGGCGGUCUUGGGCCCGCUGCUCAUUCCCUCGGGACUUCUCCGAGCGGUCCUUUCAACUUUACCGGCGGGGAAGAGCUACUACGUCCUAGUUGAGGAGGGAGAGGAUAUCAUCUCCAUCCUUGAUGCUGGAGCGUCGCGGGUGAUUGUAUCCGCUGCUCAGGCGGAAGAGGUCAGGAGCAGCGUAUCAGGUGACCGACUGAUUGUCCGCUCGGACGGAGGUGGGGAUGCCAAGGGAUACGCUGGGCUCUUCUAUUCUGGCGCUACACCGCCAGAGAAGAUCUCUGGGGACUUGGAGAUCCUCUACCAAUCUACCUCUACUUCUCCUUCGGACAUCCUCGAGAUGACCAAAUCUCGACCGGACCUCACACCCGUGGUGCCCUCUACCCUCCUCACCUCCUCGUCAACCACCACCUCCCACCUGUCCAUCUCGGACCUCCUCCUCGCCCGUCUGGUCUCGGACCGCCCAGACGGUCUCUUCCCCACCGUCGUCACUUCCGCAACGAACCACCGGUCCCUCGGCCUCGUCUACUCGUCGGCGGAGUCUAUCGCCGAGACCAUCAAAACCGGACGCGGGGUGUAUCAAUCCCGGAAACACGGUCUCUGGCGGAAAGGCGAGACGUCUGGCGCUACCCAAGAAAUCGUCUCGAUCCGGGCGGACUGCGAUACCGACGCUCUCCUGUACGAAGUCAUCCAGCACGGUUCGGGCUUCUGCCACCUCCCGCAACCUACCUGCUUUGGCGAGCUAUCGGGGCUGGCCAAGCUCGAGUCGACCUUGACGUCGCGUAUGGCCCAGGCGCCCGAGGGGAGCUAUACCAAGCGUCUCUUUACGGACGAGAAGCUCCUCCGUGCCAAGGUGCUGGAAGAGGCGCAGGAGCUGUGCGAUGCGGAAUCCAAAGAAGAAGUGGCGUUUGAGAUGGCGGAUCUGGUGUAUUUUGCGCUGGCGCGGUGUGUGUCCAAGGGCGUGAGCAUGGCGGAUGUGGAGAGGGCACUGGACGCCAAGAGUCUCAAAGUGAGCAGGAGGCAGGGGGACGCCAAGUCCGCUUUCGAGGCCAAGACGGUCACUCCCUCUUCGAAACCUACGGAACCCGUCCCUUCUUCCUUCCCAACUGCCACUCCAUCCUCGGAACCACCUAUCAAGAUGCGCUCCGUCACUCUCUCCAACCUUUCUACUGCCGAAACCAAGGCACUCCUCCUCCGUCCCGUCCUCAACUCGCUAUCUAUGAUCGACAAGGUCAAGCCCAUCGUCGCUCGUGUCCGGACAGAAGGCGACGCGGGUCUCAAAGCCAUGACGAAGCAAUUCGACAAGGCUGAUCUCACAUCCAACAUCCUCCUCCCUCCGUUCGCCACACCCUCGGCGGACGUCCUCUCCCCAAACGUCCGGGAAGCCAUUGAUGCGGCAUACGAGAAUGUACGCAAGUUCCACGCGGCGCAAGUGGACGGCAAAGUCCUCGAGGUGGAGACGAUGCCGGGUAUCGUCUGCUCGCGGUUCGCUCGCCCUAUUGCCCGCGUCGGGAUCUACGUUCCCGGAGGAACGGCCGUUCUUCCUUCCACGGCGAUCAUGCUGGGUGUCCCGGCGCAAGUCGCGGGGUGCAAGGAAAUUGUCCUGGCCACUCCGCCGAGGCCGGAUGGGUCCAUCUCGCCUGAAGUGCUGUAUGUGGCAAAGUUGGCGGGCGUGACGUGUAUCCUGAAGGCGGGUGGGGCGCAGGCGGUGGCGGCGAUGGCGUACGGGACGGACGAGGUGCCCAAGGUGGACAAGAUCUUUGGGCCGGGGAAUCAGUGGGUCACAGCGGCAAAGAUGUUGGUGCAGAACGAUACGGAUGCGUUGGUGGGGAUUGAUAUGCCCGCUGGACCGAGUGAAGUUUUGGUCAUUGCAGACAAGUCCGCCAACCCCGUCUUUGUCGCCUCCGACCUCCUCUCACAAGCCGAACACGGAACAGACUCCCAGGUCGUUCUCGUCGCUAUCGACCUCUCCGAUUCUCUCCUGCGCGAAAUCGAACUCCAGAUCGACGAGCAAGCGCGCGCGCUCCCACGCGUGGCGAUCGCCAAAGAGGCCAUCAAGAAGUCUAUUAUAGUCAAGGUGGGGACGCUGCAAGAGGGGAUGGCGUUCAGUAAUGAGUAUGCGCCGGAGCAUCUCAUUUUGCACUUGGAGGAUAGUAAAGGGGCGGUGGGGCAGGUGGAGAAUGCUGGGAGUGUAUUUGUGGGGGCUUUCUCGCCUGAAUCAUGUGGCGACUACGCUUCAGGCACCAACCACACCCUGCCCACAAACGGCUUCGCCCGUCAAUUCUCAGGCGUCAACACCCUGUCGUUCCAAAAGCACAUUACGAGCCAGGAAUUGACGAAGGAAGGACUGAAGAGGCUGGGACCGGUGGUUAUUACGCUGGCUGAACGGGAGGGGUUGGAGGCGCACGCGAAUGCGGUGAGGGUGAGGUUGGCUGCUAUGGAUCGGGAAUAG